Messenger RNA from Bufo bufo (common toad), 586 nucleotides. It is a transcript of the gene LY6G6C, whose product is annotated as lymphocyte antigen 6 family member G6C. The record is from RefSeq and is a predicted model, not a curated record. The transcript is spliced from 3 exons. Bases 60 to 425 code for a protein of 121 amino acids. NCBI's taxonomy places the organism in Eukaryota, Metazoa, Chordata, Amphibia, Anura, Bufonidae.
GAAGCGGAUAAAAGAGGCAGAAGAAGGGGUGCAGGACAUACAGAAGGAAGGGACUGACCAUGAAGAUCUUCAUUGUGGCUACGACCUUGGUCUUCCUCAUACAAUAUGGGGACUGCUUGAGAUGCUACACCUGCCUGUUUCCGACCCUCUCUCCAAUAGACUGCAUUAAAUUCCCAGUGAGAUGCCCCCCCAACCAGCGAUGCCUCUACUCUACAGCCACUGGAAAGACCAAGAACUUUCCCUUUAUCCUGCACGAGAUGAGCUGCGCUGUGAACAGUCUGUGUGGGAUCAGCGGUGAAAAGAGCACGCUGGGGAUCAACGUCACCUACCACAAUACCUGCUGCGAUACCGACCUCUGCAACUCCGCCGCCAAAUCAUCCCUCAGCAUCGCUCUGCUGCUGCCUCCUCUUCUCCUCCUGUUCUAGAGCUGCACUGCUCAGCACCCACUGUUCUGCAUGCAUGUUAUACAGACACCUAGGGCCAGAUUUAUCAUUAGCUCAGGUCAGAAUAAUGGAGUGAAAAAGUCCCAAAAAAGUCCCAAACGCUAAAACUGCGCACAAAUUUGCGACUUUUUUCUGCUCUGCAC